Messenger RNA from Anthostomella pinea, 2064 nucleotides. The record is from the annotation of a GenBank genome assembly. NCBI's taxonomy places the organism in Eukaryota, Fungi, Ascomycota, Sordariomycetes, Xylariales, Xylariaceae.
AUGCAGUUAGCUUGUAUAUGCGACAACGGCGGUACCCUGGAUAUAGCGACUGCUAUGCAGCAGCAGCCUUACGCCGUGCGUGGAUUGUUAGCUGAUGCGUUCUUCCAGUGUCAACAGUACAUCCCUGAUACUUUGGACUUCUUACAAGCCGAGCGCGCUGUCCGGGAUGCGCUCCUGGCUUUCCAGGGGAACCAGGAGAACUAUUCCAGGGCAUAUGUCCUAAAACGAACACUUGAUGCGCGCACCCUGGAAACCCCGAGAGCUGACCUCAUUCACUCGUCGUUCAGCCGUGGCGGGCCUGUUGCUCUGGCUGGCAUCUUCUACGCUACCUUCGAUGCGCAUCGUAAUCUUCGUAGCCGUGAGGUGUUAGAUUUCCUCCUCAACCGUGCUUCCGACGAAUCCCGACUCCAGCUCAUCAUGCGGGCAAGCACGUUCCCGUGCAACCGAUCAAUGAGUGGCUGGCUGACGCGGAUCCUGGACAGACUCGAACCCAAGUGUCAGAAUCUAGCAAGCAUCAUACGAUGCCUAGGGCCGACCAUGUCGACAAGCAUCAUCCGUCGUGCACGAGAGCCGUCACUGACAUGGGGUACAAACGGUGAGCCUGUCGGCGUCGAGCCCAGGCUACACUCUUCGAUCGCCAACAUCGAGCAGUUCAAUGAGGCCCUGGCCCGCCUGGAGUAUGUUGGCUUUGUACGCAGGUUAGAGGGCAGAAUCACCAUGGAUCCUUGCACAGCAGACCUCCUACGGGAACGAUUUGAACAGAAGGGUUGGAUUGUCGAAGCUUGCAGGAUUGUCGCUCACGCUUUCCCCAAGUACUAUGGUCUUGAACCUGCGAGCUACAUGGAUCAGUGCGAGUCGCUGCAACCACAGGUCGAGAACCUGUUUUCCUACCUGGGUGACUUGCAGAUCGCCACGCUGGUCGACCAAACAUGCCUCGUGCAGCUAAUCGAGACAUGCUUGUCAACUUCGUACUUCCGCGAUAAGCCGUGGAAAUCCAAAGCCAUCUCGAUCGCAUCGGACGCAGUCUCUGUAGUGAACCACGCCGUCGAGCGGGGUUUCCUGGUCGCAAUGCUUGACGUGAGGAGGUCCGAACUGGCCCAUCUGUACCAAGAGCCAAGCCGGCAGAAUGCCCCUUUCCCCGUAGUUGACCACCGAUCUCAUGCAUUUUCCGUCGAAAAUUCCCUCCUUCAAGCCCGGGAAUGCAUCUGUCUUAAUGCCCUGGCGUCCGCUUGGGAGCACCUGGCAAGUUUCGAUCCCUCCUGGCACGGCCGUGUGUCGUCGCUGGGAGGUGUCCAAAGCGGGCGCGUAAGUCUUAUGCAGGCCAGGAUCCUCCGGUGUGAAGGUCGGUUCCAAGAAGCUCAUGGGAUCCUCACAUCUCUACCGCAUGACAACAGCAAGAACACGUCACUUCUCGGCUCUGUGCUUUGUGAGCUUGGCCAAUAUGAUGAAGCGAUACAGCGGCUUGAUCUGCACCUUGCCACCAGAGCAACGAAAAGAGGUGUCGCACUGGUCGAGCUCGCAUUGGCACAUGCGCACCUGUUCAGGUGCAUGCAUACUCUCAUGAAGGGGGAUUCCUUGGACCGGAGCUCGCUACAGGUCUCUCGCAGCAUCUUCCAGCGGCUGGCCGACACUACUUUCCCUGCCACAUUUUACGGCAGGAUACACCAUCUCUCUACCCGCCUCGGGCUGGCCAUGGUGACUCACCUGGAAGGGCAGGUGGAACCUGCUUUGGAUGCAUGGCAGGCCGCGCUUGCAGUGUCCAAACAGUGUCUUCCCACUGGGUACACAGACAUGAUUAUCUCCUACUCGACCAGUGAGCUUGAAGCCCGGCGCGGGGCUACAACACAGUCGGAUGUCUUCUGUAGUUAUGCAAGAACCCUGCUCGCUAGAACAGGCCGGCAGUACCAUUUUGUUGGCCUAGGGACACUGUGGCCGGAUAUCAUUGGCAGGUGGUUGACGACCCUGGGCCGACACCCUGUCGUUCUAAGCCAUGCUCUUCACGUUUUCGUGCCAGACGCGUUCCUCGCCGUACGCUCGUACACCUAUAAACCACAAUGGAGUUAA